UGUACGAGUAAAAGUAUUCGAAAUGAUGUCAGCAAAUUUAAGAUUUUAGAAAACUGUACGAUUAUUGAAGGAUUUCUGCAUAUUGUUUUAAUAGAGAGAGUGAUGGAAGCCGAUUUCGCAAAAUUAUCGUUUCCAAAAUUAGUGGAAAUAACUGGUCAUAUCUUGUUAUAUCGCGUUGAUGGUCUGAGAACAUUACGACACAUAUUUCCUAAUUUGGCAGUGAUACGUGGUCAAGAGUUGUUUCACAAUUACGCUAUCGCAGCCUAUCAGAUGCAGGAUCUAGAAGAGCUAGGAUUGGUCAGUUUAACUGCCAUAAAACGUGGAGCUGUCCGUCUGGAGAAGAAUUCUAAACUCUGCUAUGUGGAUACGAUCGAUUGGGAGAAACUGGCAGCAUCAGAUAACUGGAAGGAUAACGUGUUUUCUGAGAACAAAGAUGAACAGGAAUGUGUUAAUAUCUGCCCAGACCAAUGUUCUCGAUCUAAGGUGAAAGGCAAAGAAGCCAAAAGAUGCUGGAGCUCCAAAGAUUGUCAAAAAGGCUUAGAUUGUGAGAAGAAAUGUGGUAAAGGUAUAUUUUGUAAUGAUGAGACAGGAGAAUGUUGUCAUAAUUACUGUAUGGGAGGAUGUCGGGGACCGAGGAAGGAAGACUGUCUAGCCUGUAAAGCUGUUAUUUACCAGGGGAUCUGUGAACCAAGGUGUAAUCCUGAAACAUACAAGUACAUGGACAGAAGAUGCCUGCUAGAUAAGGAAUGUAUGAAUAUGGAGAAUCACCAGAAAGGAGAAGAGUGGAAGAUUAUUCGAGGAGACUCCGGAAUGGAAGGGAAGUGUAUCAAGGAAUGUCCAAAUGGAUAUACUAAAAACGUUACAACUCCCAAUAUCCGAGAAUGUACGAAAUGUUCUGCUCAUUGCCCGAAAGUAUGUUUUGGGCGUGUAAUUGACAGUAUAGAUGCAGCUCAGACUCUAACAGGAUGUACAUCAAUAACAGGUCCAUUAGAGAUUGAAAUAGAUGGUGGAAGUAAUAUUGUGGUAGAACUGGAGAAAAGUUUGGGAGAAAUCGAGGAGAUCUCACAUUAUAUCAAAAUUACACGAAGCUACCCAAUUAUCUCCCUUCAUUUCUUUAAAAAAUUAAAACUUAUUAAAGGAGAAAAACUCGACCAGACAUACUACAGUUUGAAUAUUUUUGACAAUCCAAACCUACAAGAAUUAUUCUCUCCUGAAGUCACCAAAAAUCUCCGAAUUCUGAAUGGAAAGUCAAAGUUUAAUUUUAAUAGAAAACUGUGUUUUUAUAAGAUUGAGAAUUUUCUAAACGCUGUGGGAUUAGCCAAUACUACCGAUGCAUUGGAUGAUGUCAAGAGUACGAACGGAGAUUCUAUUCCUUGUGAAGUGAACACUCUGAAUCUUAGUGUACAAGCUGUUAAUCAUCAUUCAGUGAUAUUAAAAUGGGAUCAGUUUAAAACUCAUGAUAUCAGACCAUUAUUAAGUUACGUCGUACAUUAUCGUGAAGUUCAAUCUAAGAAUAUCAAUAUUUUCCAAGGACGAGAUGCCUGUUCAGAAUCUGUAUGGAAAACAAAAGAAGUAGAGCCAGAUAAGAACAGUAACCCUGAGGAAAUUAUCAGCUCUCUCAGACCCUGGACUUUAUACGCUGCUUACAUCCAAACUUACACCAUUGGUCGAGCUAGCAGUUCCGCUAUAUCCAAUCUUACAUACUUCAGAACUAAACCUUACUAUCCGAGUGCACCAACUAAUUUAGAAAUCACUGCUGAAGUUGAAGGUGAAUUGAAGGUCACGUGGGAUCCACCAAAACUACCCAAUGGUAACAUCACAUAUUAUAUCGUCAAGUGGAGACGACAAGUUCUAAAACGUGAAGAAUUUGAUAAACGAGAUUACUGCAAAGAACCUCUGGAUCUGAAUCGUGACAAAAAAGAAAAAGACAAAAAGAAGGAGGAAGCUAAAAAGAACCUAACUCUGCCCUCUGGUGGUCAAUGUUGUCGCUGUCCGAAAACUCCUCAAGAAGAGGAAGAGGAAAAUCGUAUCCGUUUGAAUGAAAUUGCAUUUGAAAAUGCUCUUCAUGAUGAAGUUUAUGUUAAAAGAAAACGUGAAGUUCCGUCACCGAAUGAUAUAAAAUCAGGGAAACAGAAAUAUUUGUCUGGAAAUACAGAUAAUGAAGAUGUGGAUGUAAAAAGAUUGAAGGGAAAAGUGGACGGGAAAAACUCAUCCGACUUUAAUAACGAAACAGAAGAAAAUCAGGAAAAUACUUCCAUAGUUCACAGUCAGGAGAUACAUCUUCCUAACCUAGGUCAUUCACAGCCUUACACUGUAGAGGUGGUGGCGUGUUUGAGUGAUAAAGAUAAAUAUGGUAAAGAAAUGUGUAGUCAUAGUCAUAGUCAAGGUAACAGCGCCAUAGCUAACGCUAGAACCCUCGCUUCCAAAACGGCAGAUACGAUAAAUGCAUCUACGAUAACUGUCAAACCCAAUAAAACGGAAGUCAUGAUAAAGUGGGAGGAGCCACGUAAACCAAACGGCCUGGUUAUUAAGUUUGAAAUUGACUAUCAGAAGACUCAUAAUAACGAUGUAACACCGUGUAUAAACUAUACCAAGUAUCGUUCAAUUAAAGGAUACAAACUGGAGAAACUACAACCUGGAAACUAUUCCUUUAAAAUCCGAGCCACAUCUCUAGCAGGCCCUGGCGAGUGGACACCAGUCAAAUAUUUCUUUAUUGAGGAUACUGGAAAUGAUAAUGGUAUAGAAAAGAAAGUGAUUAUUGCCAUAGUGAUUGGUGUUAUACUCGUUCUUGUCAUUACUAUAAUAGUGGUAUGGUUUGCCAAGGAGUCGGAACUGGCGAAUAAUUUGAUAGUAUCCCAUAAUCCUAAUUAUUUCCCUGCUGGUGAUGUAUAUAUCCCUGAUGAUUGGGAAGUCGAUAGAGAUAAGAUAGAAUUAAUUCGAGAAAUUGGAGAAGGAUCAUUUGGUAUGGUGUAUGAAGGUAUAGCUACUGAUCUACCACCAUAUAAAGGACCAAUGAAUAUUGCUGUGAAGACUGUAAACGAUCAAGCAGGUGUUCAAGAUAAAAUGAAUUUCUUAAAAGAAGCCUGUAUAAUGAAGGCGUUUUCCUGCUUCCACGUUGUAAAAUUAUUGGGCGUUGUGUCUCAAGGUCAACCAGCCUAUGUCAUAAUGGAACUGAUGAAAAAUGGCGAUUUAAAAAAUUAUCUUCGAUCACAUCGGCCAGAUGUAGAGGAUAAUAAUGGUGCCCCACCCCCAACAUUAAAAGAAAUUUUACAAAUGGCUGGUGAGAUAGCAGAUGGUAUGGCGUACCUAGCUGAUAAAAAAUUUGUUCAUCGUGAUCUGGCAGCUAGAAAUUGUAUGGUGGCAGAGGAAAAUACAGUCAAAAUAGGAGAUUUUGGAAUGACGCGAGAUAUUUAUAUGACUGAUUAUUAUAGAAAAGGUGGUAAAGGAUUACUCCCCGUCAGAUGGAUGGCUCCGGAAUCAUUAAAAGACGGUAUUUUUACAACCAUGUCUGAUGUGUGGUCUUAUGGUGUUGUAUUGUGGGAAAUGGCUACGCUCGCCGCCCAGCCCUACCAAGGUCUAUCUAAUGAAGAAGUCCUUCGCUAUGUGUCCGAGGGUAAAUUCAUGGAGAAACCAGAAGGAUGUCCAGAUAGGCUGUAUGAUUUAAUGUUAAAAUGUUGGCAAUAUAAAGAUAAAAACCGACCAACAUUUAAAGAGAUAAUAGAAAUGUUAGUUCCUGACUUACAUCCCAGUUUUAAAGACGUUUCGUAUUUCUUCAGUGAUGAAAACAAACCGCCAGACGGA
Lottia gigantea (owl limpet) is the source of this 3801-nucleotide messenger RNA. RefSeq lists its product as hypothetical. The transcript is spliced from 24 exons. The record is from RefSeq and is a predicted model, not a curated record. Gene Ontology annotation, biological process: positive regulation of MAPK cascade; positive regulation of kinase activity; glucose homeostasis. NCBI's taxonomy places the organism in Eukaryota, Metazoa, Mollusca, Gastropoda, Lottiidae. Gene Ontology annotation, molecular function: insulin receptor activity; ATP binding; insulin receptor substrate binding. Gene Ontology annotation, cellular component: membrane; insulin receptor complex; axon. The annotation marks the transcript as partial.